Elaeis guineensis (African oil palm) is the source of this 2021-nucleotide messenger RNA. RefSeq names its product phosphoethanolamine N-methyltransferase. NCBI's taxonomy places the organism in Eukaryota, Viridiplantae, Streptophyta, Magnoliopsida, Arecales, Arecaceae. Gene Ontology annotation, molecular function: phosphoethanolamine N-methyltransferase activity. The record is from RefSeq and is a predicted model, not a curated record. Gene Ontology annotation, biological process: phosphatidylcholine biosynthetic process.
GCUUCUCCGGAGACUAUAUAUAUAUAUAUAUAUAUAUAUCCAUUUUCCGCAGUUGGACGAUCAAAGAGCGAUUAGAGGGAGGAGGGGCGAAGAAAUCGUAGGCAACUCGGCGUACCGGAAGAAAGUGUUGAUGCAGCAAAAGGGAAGGUCAUACAACCGCAGAUCUCGGAGCUUCUCUCGCUCUCGCGUUGCCAUCGAGGGCGCUUAGCUGCUGCUCCUUCUCUUCCUUUUUCUUCUUUAGCAGACGCAGUCGGAGCAGCCACCUCAAUCACAAGACGAACAAAAUGGCUGCCGUCAGUGGAGCAGGAGAGGAGGAGCGCAUGGUCCAGAAGAGCUACUGGAUGGAGCACUCCAAGGACCUUACCGUGGCGGCCAUGAUGCUGGACUCCCGUGCCACCAAUCUCGACAAGGAAGAGAGGCCCGAGGUUCUCUCUUUACUUCCGCCAUAUAAAGGAAAAUCAGUUUUGGAGCUUGGGGCUGGUAUUGGUCGCUUUACUGGUGAGCUGGCAAAAGAAGCCGGUCAUGUUCUGGCUUUGGAUUUCAUCGAAAAUGUGAUUAAAAAGAAUGAGAGCAUCAAUGGGCAUUUUACAAACACAAGCUUUAUGUGUGCCGAUGUAACAUCUCCAGACUUGCUGAUUGAAGAAGAAUCUGUGGACUUGAUAUUCUCAAACUGGUUACUGAUGUAUCUGUCAGAUAAUGAGGUGGAAAGGCUGGCAGAAAGGAUGGUGAAAUGGUUAAAGGUUGGUGGAUAUAUUUUCUUCAGAGAAUCUUGUUUCCACCAGUCGGGAGACUCUAAGAGGAAAACCAACCCAACACAUUACCGGGAACCAAGGUUCUAUACUAAGGUUUUUAAAGAGUGCCACACCUUCAAUGGCGUAGGAAAUUCCUUUGAACUCUCUCUCAUUACUUUCAAGUGCAUUAGGGCUUAUGUAAGGAACAAGAAAAAUCAAAAUCAAAUCUGUUGGUUAUGGCAAAAGGUCAGAUCCACUGAUGACAGGGGAUUCCAGCGCUUCUUGGAUAAUGUGCAGUACAAGAGCAGUGGAAUUUUACGAUAUGAGCGUGUCUUUGGAGAAGGUUUUGUAAGCACUGGAGGAAUCGAGACUACGAAGGAAUUUGUGGCAAAGCUGGCACUUAAUCCUGGACAGAAAGUCCUUGAUGUGGGAUGUGGCAUUGGGGGAGGCGACUUUUAUAUGGCUGAGAACUUGGAUGUGGAUGUGGUUGGGAUUGAUCUUUCAAUAAAUAUGAUCUCCUUUGCUCUUGAACGUGCCAUUGGGCGCAAGUGCUCAAUUGAGUUUGAGGUUGCUGACUGCACCAAGAAAACUUAUCCAGAUAAUACAUUUGAUGUGAUCUACAGCCGCGACACUAUCCUUCACAUACAAGACAAACCUAUGUUGUUCAGAAGUUUCUUUAAGUGGUUAAAACCAGGAGGAAAGAUUCUUAUUACUGAUUACUGCAAGAGUUCUGGGACACCAUCAGAGGCAUUUGCGGAGUAUAUCAAGCAAAGAGGAUAUGAUCUUCAUGAUGUAGAGGCUUAUGGCCAGAUGCUUAAAGAUGCUGGUUUUUACGAGGCUGUUGCAGAAGAUCGAACAGAUCAGUUUCUAGAAGUUCUUCAGAGGGAAUUGGAUGCUGUUGAGAAGGAUAAGGAUGCUUUCGUGCAAGAAUUUUCAAAGGAAGACUACGAUGAAAUUGUUAGUGGUUGGAAAGCAAAGCUGAAGAGAAGUUCGUUUGGUGAGCAGAGGUGGGGCCUGUUCAUGGCUAAAAAGAAAUGAUCAAGUUCUCUGGCAACUUUUUUUAAUAAUGCCCAUUUAUCUUUUUUAAUAAUGCCCAUUUAUCUUGUUGAUCCUUCCUUGAGCAGUGUUGAUUUAAACUUGCAUUUGAUCUUUGGAUUUGGUUUAUUUUGUUAUUUGCUUUUAGUGACUUAAAUCUUUGUGGUAUCUGAUGGCUUCACUCCUUUGAAAGGGGUGAGUGAGUGGUAAACCUAUUAAAUGAAUCUUAAUCUUUAUAAGAUAAUGAGAAUUGCA